Molecule: messenger RNA, 1860 nt
Organism: Prosopis cineraria
Lineage: Eukaryota; Viridiplantae; Streptophyta; Magnoliopsida; Fabales; Fabaceae
Exons: 13
Coding region: 220-1476 (418 amino acids)
Molecular function (GO): protein binding
Source: RefSeq, a predicted model, not a curated record
UUUUCUGUUUUGGAUGGUGGAGGAGGCAGAAGUAUUGUGGACACAUUAAGAUCACUUUCUCGAAGUAUUCUCAUAAUCAUCCCAAGAUUCGUUGAGGCGAGAUGCUCUCUGAGGAAGGAGGGUUAUAGGGAUCUUGGCUCUUAUGUGAAAGCUUGUCUUUUCAGCCUCGGUGAGUUCCUCAAGACUUCUCCAGCAGUGUGCUUCGCCAUAGUUAUUGAGAUGAGCAGCCCCGUAGAGGAACACUCAUUAGCGAAAGCUGCGAAACUUACUGAAAAUCUUUACCACACCCGAGACACCUAUUUCCCGGAAAAUCAAGAUGACAAGAUCUCCAAAUUGCGAGAACAAUCCGAUCUUGCUCUGAAAUUCCUCGAUUCUAUAUCUCCAGAGGAGAGGAAGUCACCUAUGCAACGUGCAACAUUUGAGUAUUUGAGAGGGAAGAUAUUGGAUGUAUGUCCUGACUAUAACAAAGAAGCAGAGGAGCAUCUAUCAAAAGCUGUUAAGCUAAACCCAUCUCUUGCAGAUGCUUGGCUAUGUUUAGGUAACUGCAUUUGGAAGAAAGGAGAUCUAUCUGCUGCUAAAAACUGCCUUAGUCUUGCAUUAAGCAAGGGUCGUGACAAGAAUAUUCUUUGUCAAUUAUCAAUGCUUAAAAGAAAAAUGUCACAAGGUGCUGAGAAUCAAGCAGAACUUGUUGAGGAAAGCAUUCAACACGCCAAAGAAGCUAUCACUGUGGAUGUCAAGGAUGGUUAUUCUUGGUAUAAUCUUGGAAACGCAUGCCUUACUAGUUUUUUUGUUUCUGGAGCUUGGGAUCAUAGCAAACUUCAACAUUCUGUAAAAGCAUAUCAAAAUGCUGAGAAAGAUGAAAGAAUGAAGUCCAAUCCAGAUCUAUAUUUUAAUAGUGCCAUUGUUAAUAGAUAUCUAGAGAAUUAUGAGAGGGCCCUCAGUGGGUUUGAGGCUGCUGCCUUAAAGGAUCCAAGUCUAAAUGCUGCUGCAGAGGUUCAGAAGAUAGUAAGCCUGCUUGACAAGUUGGACUAUCUUAUGAGGGGGGGGCAUUUGAAAGCUAAGCGAAUGGCAAGUUUGGCCUCAUCUUUAGCUGCUGUUAAUUUGAAUCCACCAUACAAUAGAGCUACUACAGACGGUAUGUUGGAGGGUCUGAACAGAGCAGUAGCCAUAGACGGGAAGGUAUUAUUCUUUGUUACGCAUGACACUGUUGCUCCCCUAUACUAUUUGCUUUCUGAUUCAAACCAAAAUUGCUUUGUUCUUACUGUUUAUGGCAUGCGUAUAGAUGUGAUCAAGGAAAGAGAUCAGCUAACGCUGCUUGAUCCAUAUUUCCGUCAGGUUGAUUUUUCGUGGAAGGAGAAGCAUUACCAAUUCAAGUCUAUACGAGUGGACUUCCCUGAACAAGUACUUGUGAAUGGAAAAGCUGUGACCCCUCAACAAGUUGUUCGUUCGUCGAUACAUGCACAGCACAAACCUUGACGGGACUCAUUACCAGGAGCUUUGCUUCUAUGGCUGUUUGUGGUUAGUUUGGAAUGGUGUAUAUUUCUGUUGUAAAUGCAUUUAGGUGGUGUAUUUACGGGGGGAAUUUUUGUCCCAGCUUGUGGAUUGAUGUUACUAUGGAGGGAAGUUCGGUUUUGGUUUUCAUCUUAUGUAUUUACAGUAAUUUUUUUGUUUUUAAUUUUUUGGGGGAUUUUGGCCAUCACCUGAACAAAGUAUUUGGAGGGCAGCUUUUACUUGACUACCUCACCAGCUUGUGCAUUUUAUUGUGGAUAAAGCUUGUAUGUAAAUUCCGAGACUGUAGUGCUUGACAUAGAAAAGAUUUUUUUAAGGAAAUAUUUAUGCUUUGUAAUUAUUAUUUAAUAA